This is a messenger RNA of Poecilia reticulata (guppy), 2137 nucleotides long. RefSeq names its product carnitine O-acetyltransferase. Lineage: Eukaryota; Metazoa; Chordata; Actinopteri; Cyprinodontiformes; Poeciliidae. Gene Ontology annotation, biological process: carnitine metabolic process, CoA-linked. Gene Ontology annotation, cellular component: peroxisome. The record is from RefSeq and is a predicted model, not a curated record. Gene Ontology annotation, molecular function: carnitine O-acetyltransferase activity.
GCGGGUCCGAAGGGGGGCGGGCAGCUGAGAAUAGACAGUGUGCCUGUCCUUGAGAUAUGACAGCCCGGGGGGUUACCCAUCUGUAUUCCCGGGACGGUCAAAGGCUUCCGCGCGUCUUUCUGGCACCAUGUUGGGGGCUAUCGUCAGAGCUGCGCUGCGUCCAGGCAUUGCAAACCCAUGCCGUUUACUCAGAGCGGUAACGCAGAUAUCAGAGAGGUCCGUUGUUCAUCAGGAAGGUUUGCCCAAGCUCCCUGUUCCGCCUCUGAAGCAGACGUGUGAGCGCUACCUGGCCGCCUUGGAGCCCAUCGUCAGCGAGGAAGAGUUGGAACACACUCGCGUUCUAAUACAGGAGUUCCUGAAGGGCGGAGUAGGAGAACGGCUCCAGAAGGGGCUCGAGAGACGCGCUAGAAAGACGGAUAACUGGCUGUCAGAAUGGUGGAUGCAAUCGACAUAUCUGGACUGUCGCAUGCCUGUGGCCGUCUACACCAGCACUGGAGUCGCUCUGCCUCGAAUGCACUUCGAAGACCGCCAAGGGCAGAUGAGGUUUGCUGCCAAACUCAUUGCAGGGGUUUUGGACUUUAAAAGAAUGGUCGACGCAGAAACUCUGCCUGUCCAGUAUCUGAAUGGAAAGCCUCUGUGCAUGGACCAGUAUUACCAGAUCCUGUCCACAUGCCGUAUUCCCGGACCAAAGAGAGACACGGUGUUGCAUUACUCUGCAGGGACGGCACCUCCUAGCCACGUUACCGUGGUCCACAACUUUCAGUUUUUUGUUUUAGAUGUUUAUAACAGUGACGGCACACCGCUGACAGUAGAUCAGCUCACCAUGCAGCUGGAGAAGAUCUGGAACUCUUCUUUGCAAACGAAUAAAGAACCAAUUGGCAUCCUGACGUCACAGCACCGCAACACCUGGGGAAAAGCUUACAACAACCUAAUAAAGGACAGGACAAAUAAGGAGUCGGUUCGUGCCAUCCAGAAGAGCAUAUUUACAGUUUGCUUGGAUGCCCCGAUGCUCCGAGUGUCAGAUGAGAUGUAUCUGAGUCGCGUGGCAGCCCAGAUGCUCCACGGAGGAGGGACCCGGUGGAACAGUGGCAACCGCUGGUUUGAUAAAACGCUGCAGUUUAUAAUCGGUGAGGACGGCACGUGUGGGCUGGUCUACGAGCAUGCGCCUGCCGAGGGUCCGCCCAUCGUGUUUCUCAUCGACUACGUUGUUAAAUACAUGCAGAGACCUGAAAUGGUUCGCUCUCCUAUGGUUCCUCUUCCCAUGCCUCAGAAGCUACGUUUCAACAUCACGCCGGAGAUCAAGAGAGACAUAGAAAAAGCCAAACAGAAUAUGAACAUAAUGGUGCAGGACUUGGAUGUGAAGGUGCUCACAUUUUCUCAUUUUGGAAGAAAUUUGCCAAAACAGCAUGAGCUCAGUCCAGAUGCGUUUGUGCAAAUGGCUCUACAGCUGGCUUACUUUAGGAUGUAUGAUUUUUGCUGUCCUACUUAUGAGAGCGCAACACUGAGAAUGUUCAAAUACGGACGCACAGAAGCAAUCCGAUCCACCACUGUGGAUUCACUUAAGUUUGUUCAGGCAAUGCAAGAUCCAUCGAAGCAGAACAAGGAGCGGUUUGCUCUGUUGCAGAAGGCAGUUCAAGCCCACAAGGAAAACACGCACAAUGCAAUCCAUGGACAGGCUAUCGACAGACAUCUGCUCGGGCUGAAAAUUCAGAGUAUUGAAGAUUUGACCUCUAUGCCUGAGAUAUUCAUGGACACUUCUUAUGCAGUAGCUCAUCAUUUUAACCUCUAUACUAGCCAGGUUGGCUCCAAGACAGACUGCGUGAUGUGUUUCGGUCCGAUGGUGCCAGAUGGCUACGGUGUGUGUUACAAUCCCAUGGAUGAGCAUAUCAACAUCGCGAUCACGGCCUUCAACAGCUGUGAGGACACAAACGCUGCCAACUUCGCCCAGGCUGUAAAGGAAGCGCUGUUGGACAUGAGAGCUCUCCUCACAGAAACAGCCGCGGCCAGACAGUGAUCCCACACAUGAGCCCGGCGCGUCGCUUGUGUACGAAGCUGAAACUGAAUUGAGUCCUUGCCAGUGCUGUUGGCGGAACGCCGACGCUGCGCAACGGAGAACUAAGAGGAAACCUGUUACCAA